UGUGCAACUUGCAAAUAUUUGAGAAGAAAAUGUGUCUUAGAUUGCAAUUUCUCACCUUAUUUUCCUUCUAAUAAUCCUAAAAAAUUUGCUCGUGUUCACAAAAUCUAUGGUGCCAGCAAUUUUGCAGGUAAACUUAUCAUUCCAGUCCCGGUGGACCAAAGAGGGCCAGUAGAAAAUUUAUAUUUUGAGGCAUAGUGUAGGAUGCAAGCCCCAGUGUAAGGAUGUGUGAGAACCAUAUCUCUACUGCACCAACAAAUACAAAAUUCAGAAAGAGAGCAGGCCAAUCCAGGCUGA
Malania oleifera is the source of this 294-nucleotide messenger RNA. RefSeq names its product LOB domain-containing protein 24-like. NCBI's taxonomy places the organism in Eukaryota, Viridiplantae, Streptophyta, Magnoliopsida, Santalales, Ximeniaceae. The record is from RefSeq and is a predicted model, not a curated record. The annotation marks the transcript as partial. The transcript has 2 exons.